Molecule: messenger RNA, 3224 nt
Organism: Quercus lobata
Lineage: Eukaryota; Viridiplantae; Streptophyta; Magnoliopsida; Fagales; Fagaceae
Gene: ARF10
Product: auxin response factor 10
Exons: 5
Coding region: 852-2993 (713 amino acids)
Biological process (GO): response to hormone; regulation of DNA-templated transcription
Cellular component (GO): nucleus
Molecular function (GO): DNA binding
Source: RefSeq, a predicted model, not a curated record
AGAGAGAGAGAGAGAGAGUCUAUCUUUGAGAUCUGAAAGAAAAGAAAAGAAAACAUAUUAAGAUAACAACAAAAAGCCGGCAAGAGAGAGAGAGUGUGUGUGAAAGAAAUGUUUUGUUUAAGCAUUUGUUUUUUUUUUUGGAUGAGAAAAAAAGCAUAGCUUAAAAGAGUGAUAUAAAUCCGUGUGCCCGUGCUGCUUUUUAUUUACCGAGUAGUAGCUGUUGCUACAGACUCUCCUUUUCUCUCUCUCUUUCUCUGUCUGUCUCUCUCUGCAUGAAAACUCUUUAAAUCAAAAUUCUGCAGAUUUUUUCUUUUGGUUGAGUUGUGACUGACUGUAAUCUGGGGUUAGAGUUGAAGAUCUAGCUGGGGUUGUUCUCAAAGUUGUUUCUUUUCCUGGUGGGUCUUUCUGAAUCCGAACCACUUUCAAGCUCUUGAAUCUGCAUUUUUUAUUAGUACUGUAAAAAGGUAUAACUUUGGUUCUGUGAUUGUUAGCAGCUAUAAGGUGAAAUUUAUCAGAAAAACGAAGAAAGAAAUGUGCGGAACUUGAUCUGUAAAAACUCUCCAGAAUCUUCAAAAAGGCUAUUUUGGAUUUAGGAGACAAAACUAGUAAUUUUUUACUUUUCCACUACUUUGGGGGCUGCAGAAAGUGCAAAGUGACAAAGCCUCUCUGAGCCCAAGCAUAUCUUUGAUUUUAAUGCAAAGAAAGAAAGCAUUUACUGAAGCUUCUUCAAGAGCUAUGAAGUAGAAGUAGAACCCUUUAUUGCUUUCAAAAAGAAGUAAUUAAAAAUAAAAGAAAAAACCACUGUUUGAUCAGUGAUUUUGGUUGUGGGUUUUAUUUCUUGUGUACUAAAUAUGAAGGAGGCAGAGAAGAGCUUGGAUCCUCAGCUAUGGCAUGCCUGCGCUGGAGGCAUGGUUCAGAUGCCUCAGGUUAACUCCAAGGUCUUCUAUUUCCCUCAGGGCCACGCAGAGCACGCUCAGGUUCACGUAGAUUUCAGCUCUUUACCCAGAAUUCCUGCUCUCAUUCCUUGCAGAGUUGGGGAUGUGAAGUUCUUAGCUGACCCUGAAACUGAUGAGGUUUUCUCAAAGAUCAGAUUGGUUCCACUUGGAAACAGAAACAUUGGUGAGCUUGAUUUUGAGGAUGAUGGGGUUGUGGGGGCUAAUGGGUCUGAAAAUCCAGAGAAACCGGCUUCGUUUGCUAAGACAUUGACUCAAUCUGAUGCUAACAACGGUGGGGGUUUCUCGGUUCCGAGGUACUGCGCUGAGACGAUCUUUCCACGGUUGGAUUACACGGCGGAUCCGCCUGUGCAAACUGUGAUUGCCAAGGAUGUUCAUGGCGAGGUUUGGAAAUUCAGGCAUAUUUAUAGAGGUACACCACGGCGGCAUUUGUUGACAACUGGGUGGAGCACAUUUGUGAACCAGAAGAAGCUGGUUGCAGGGGAUUCAAUCGUGUUCCUCAGAGCCGAAAAUGGCGAUCUUUGUGUUGGUAUUCGACGUGCCAAGCGUGGAAUUGGUGGUGCACUUGAAUCUCCAUCUGGGUGGAACCCUGGUCCAGGAAAUUCUGUUUCUUCUUAUGGUGGAUUUUCCAUGUUUUUGAGGGAGCAGGAGAACAAAGUAAUGAGAAAUUCAAGCCCAGCUGGUGGCAAUUUGAGUGGAAAGGGAAAGGUGAGGCCUGAAUCAGUUAUAGAAGCUGCGGCUCUUGCUGCUAGUGGGCAGCCAUUUGAGGUUGCUUAUUAUCCGAGGGCCAGCACGCCGGAGUUUUGUGUUAAGGCCUCGGCUGUGAAGGCCACUAUGAGGACGCAAUGGUGCUCCGGGAUGAGGUUUAAGAUGGCAUUUGAGACCGAGGAUUCUUCCAGGAUAAGCUGGUUCAUGGGAACCAUUGCAUCUGUUCAGGUUGCUGACCCUCUCCGUUGGCCUAAUUCCCCAUGGCGGCUUCUUCAGGUGACUUGGGAUGAGCCAGAUUUGCUACAAAAUGUGAAGCGCGUAAGCCCAUGGUUGGUUGAGGUGGUAUCAAAUAUGCCCGUUAUUCACAUCUCGCCCUUCUCACCACCAAGAAAGAAGUUUCGGUUUCCACAACACCCAGACUUUUCACAUGACGGCCAAUUUUCAAUGCCGUCAUUUUCAGGCAACCCCCUUGGGUCCAGCAGCCCCUUGUGUUUUCUAUCUGAUAACACUCCUGCAGGCAUACAGGGAGCCAGGCAUGCUCAAUUUGGUAUAUCUUUAUCAGAUCUCCACUUUAACAACAAACUGCAGCCAGGGCUGUGUCCAUCCAAUUUUCAGCGAUACAAUAUGAAUCCUAGAACUUCCAAUAGCAUUAUGACAAGCAAUACAAACAGCAAUGAAAAUUUAUCUUGCUUAUUAACAAUAGGAAAUUCUAGUCAGAAUUUGGAGAAAUCUGAUAGUGUGAAGAGACACCAGUUUUUACUCUUUGGUCAACCAAUAAUCACCGAGCAGCAGAUAUCUAGAAGCUGUUCUAGUGACACAGUCUCACAAGUUCUUACAGGGAAAAGUUCAUCAGAUGAGAAUCAAGACAAAGUAAAGUUUCUUUCUGAUGGAUCAGGAUCCACUCUUGAUCAGCAAGUUUCACCAGAAAAGUCAUCAAGUACUGGAUUUUCAUGGCACCAGGGUUUCCAAACCACUGAACUUGGCCUGGAUACAGGUCACUGCAAGGUUUUCAUGGAGUCAGAGGAUGUGGGACGCACACUUGACCUUUCAGUUCUUGGCUCUUAUGAAGAGCUUCACAGGAGGCUGGCCAACAUGUUUGGAAUAGAAAGAUCAGACAUGCUGAACCAUGUUGUCUACCGAGAUGCAACAGGUGCUGUCAAGCAAACUGGAGAUGAACCAUUCAGUGAUUUUAUGAAAACAGCAAAAAGACUCACUAUCUUUAAUGUUUCGAGCAGCAACAAUAUUGGAAGGACAUGGAUUACAGGGAUGAGGAAUGCUGAAAAUGGACUUGAUGCAUCUAACAAGACAGGUCCCUUGAGCAUAUUUGCCUAAUUAUGUGGAACUUGACACUUGAUGUUGAAAAAACUGAAUGAAUGUUGAAGACUGCUUAAUUGUUAAAGUAAAUUUUAGUUCGGAGAAACAGGAAAUGAAACUCCAUCUUCUAAUUAUGCUGAUGCCUUGAUAUGUUUCUUGGUUGAAGUGACUGUAUUUGCUGAAAAUCAACUCAACAUUAUGGUGGAUUUUUCUUGUCUAUGUUGAUGCUUAAUGUUAUUGUGAAUUUUU